GAACACAGCUCGCAUGUAUAUCCCCAUACAUCCAGCUCAACCUGAGGCGCUUCGGCGCCAUGUGCCAACUCCAGCCGGAUACAUGCAGACUUAUACGAACCGCAACCAGGGAGACACAUCCAUCAUCUCGGCCAUACUCCAAUCCACAGCUUCCCUCGCCCAACGACGCAAUUCAUUGAUACAUCGGCGCUCGGGCUCGGCCGCACACACAAACCUCAUCAUCGGCCUCGUCGUGGGCUUCGCCCUCGCGGCAUUCAUCAUUGGCGUCUGCGUCUUUCUCUGCUGCUACGGAGACUCGAUCCGCUUCUCGAAGAGGAAGCAUGGGCAUAGGCGGCGGUCAACGAGCAGUAAGGGGUCGAGACACUCCAAGGCGCGGGAGGCGGAACAUACCGAGGGGGCGGCAGAGGGGGCAUGA
Molecule: messenger RNA, 415 nt
Organism: Trichoderma citrinoviride
Lineage: Eukaryota; Fungi; Ascomycota; Sordariomycetes; Hypocreales; Hypocreaceae
Exons: 1
Coding region: 14-415 (133 amino acids)
Source: RefSeq, a predicted model, not a curated record